Molecule: messenger RNA, 792 nt
Organism: Echinostoma caproni
Lineage: Eukaryota; Metazoa; Platyhelminthes; Trematoda; Plagiorchiida; Echinostomatidae
Source: the annotation of a GenBank genome assembly
AUGUCAGCACCUUCGGUGGAAAACGAAAUGAAGGUAACACCGUCGAAUGUAGUCACGGUACAUGUGCAAGACGAAGCGAAAGGAGCCCAGUGUGACUUUACCUGUGAUCGUGAGCUUUUGGUGCAAGAAAUGGGAUACUUCAAAGACUAUUUGAUCAAAGAGGGUCAGUUUGUUCAAGAAGUGGAAAUCCUUGUUCACUGUGAUAUCAAAGUGUUCGAUUGGUUAAUGCGCUACGUGAAACGGCGUUCCGAGCCGAAAAACUAUCAAGACUGUUGGUUGUCCGUGUCCAAUGUGUUGGCUCUGCUCAUCUCCUCGGAUUUUCUCAAAAUGGAUGGAUUGUCCCAAAAAUGUUUGGUCUACUUCUGUGAGCAUUUGAAUGCGAUCAUUGCUAGUCCUUGUGCACUUGGUUGUUUGAAUGAAAAUCUCAUUCGACGGUGUGCAGUUUGUGAGCGUAUUCUCANUAUUCUCACUCAGAACACGGCCAUUCAUGCUCCAUGCCUUCCAUGGCGUCGGGUAAUUAGCCGUUCGGGACAGAUAAUACCCGUGCAUCAACCUACCAUGACAUCCCCGGAAUUGGUGACGCAUAUUGGACCAAUUGUCCGACGCUCCUCCUCCUGUCACGGAUCCGGUUAUUUCGAUCCAAUUCAGCAAGAUGAAAUCUACCCGCACAGAUCGAUCACAAAUCCACGAACUCCAUCUAGUAUGUCCACUUCUUUACCAAGUCGUAUACCGUCCACAUCCAACACCAAUAGUACAAUGCAUUCUCCUGCCGGUAUGUUGUGUACUUUUUAA